AUGUAUCUAGACCGGCACUCCGUUGAGCAGCCGGCUACCGCCCGGCAGAAAAGCGGGCUUGGCACCGAAAAAGCGUCGCCGGCGCGAUUUUGGCCAUCUCCGUCCGUUUCGGUUCUCCAAAGUCAUCUCCUCCGUCUUCAUACAAUUCUUCACCAUGUUGGGAGGGGCUGGUCUCAGUGGACGCGGUGUCUUGCCCGCCGCGGCCCGGCAACGGUUCAAUGCCUUCUCUCGCUCCAGCCGAUCGGUUCGUCGUCCUUGGCCGUCCUUUUCAUGUCCUCCUUCCGUUCGCAGGCCCUGAGAACCGCCACCCCUUAUGGUCAGGCAAAUAAGAUUCUGGCUGGAACUCGCUCCUGGCGGCCUGCCGCGGCGAUUGCUGGAGUGGCUGCCGCCCGCUUUAAUUCCACCUCGGCGCCUUCGACUACUACUUUCCCGGCUGCUGAAAGUGAUGCCUCAUCGGGGCUCCCCCCUUCGGAUGGAUUUGAGCUCGAUUCGACCGAUCUCUCCGCACUUGACAUCAAUGCGAUCCCGGAACAAAUUGGCUAUUUGAAGCAGCUGGGGUUGGAUUUCGGCUGGGGCUUUUCCGCCACCAUCGAAUACUUGAUUGAGCACUUCCACAUUGCGGCGGGCCUCCCCUGGUGGGGUGGCAUCGUCGCCACUGGUAUCUUCAUUCGGUUGGCCCUUUUGGGUCCUACGAUCUCGGCCGUGGACGUCGGUGCCAAGACCAACAAUAUCAAGCACCUUACCGGUCCCCUUCGGAAGGAUAUGAUGAUGGCCCAAAAAAAGAGUGAUAUGGUGGAAGUGGCCAAGAAACGGGCUGAACUGAGCAAGUUGCACGCGGCACACGGCAUCUCCGCCUGGAAGUCCUUCAUCCCGUUGGCUCAGAUCCCCUUCGGAUUUGGCUGUUACCGCGUCGUCAACAACAUGUGCGGAUUGCCGGUGCCCGGGUUGGCUGCGGAAACCCUUGGCUGGAUGCAGGAUCUCACUGUCUCGGAUCCAUACUUCAUCCUCCCCGUCGUCUCGGCUGUCCUCAUGCAUUAUACCCUCAAGAAAGGAGGAGAGGCGGGAAUGAGUCAACUGGGAGCUUCCUCACUUAAAAAUGGUAUCUACUACGGCCUGCCCAUGGUAUCGGUCAUGUUCAUGGCUACCUUCCCCGCUGCCCUUCAGCUUUACUUCGUCGCUACCGGUGCGUUUGCUCUAGGACAAUCCUACCUGCUCAACUCCACCACCUUCCGGAAACGAUUCGGUAUCACCCUCGUAGACCCGAACGUCCCUACCUACGAUUUGGCUGGCACGCUUCAGAAGGAGGGAUUCUACGGACUUCGCAUGGUCAACGAAGAGUCCAUGCAGGAGGCUGCCAAGCGAGCGGCCGAAGCCCAGGCGGCCGAGCGCCAAAAGAUGAGUUUCAUUGACCGCACCCUCGGGGAUGUCAAGGAGACUGGAAACAAGAUGAAGCAGGAGAUGCGGGAGAAGAUUGACGAGUAUCGAGGCACUGGCCCGGCUACGAAUGCGGAUGGGUCUGCCGCGCAGCCCCCGAGACUCAGCGAGAAGGACCGCAAGCUGGCCGAUGACUACGAGAAACGGCGGCAGGAGGAGGAGGAAUGGAAGCGCGAGGAGCGGAAUCAUGCCCGCCGGGAGGCAUACCUGCGGACCAUGGCCCAGGAGCGGGAAAAGGCCCAGGCCAGCUUGAACCGGGCCUCCAAAGCCAACCGGCCGUGA
Aspergillus ibericus CBS 121593 is the source of this 1716-nucleotide messenger RNA. RefSeq names its product membrane insertase OXA1. The transcript has 3 exons. Gene Ontology annotation, molecular function: membrane insertase activity. The coding region runs from base 1 to 1716 and encodes 571 amino acids. NCBI's taxonomy places the organism in Eukaryota, Fungi, Ascomycota, Eurotiomycetes, Eurotiales, Aspergillaceae. Gene Ontology annotation, cellular component: mitochondrial inner membrane. The record is from RefSeq and is a predicted model, not a curated record. Gene Ontology annotation, biological process: mitochondrial respiratory chain complex IV assembly; protein insertion into mitochondrial inner membrane from matrix.